CGGGUACAUCGUAUAAUAGAUAUAUUGUAUGUUAUACAUAUCAAGCCAUGUAUCCAACGUCCACCACCGAUUGGUGGAUAUGUAUUGCCACGCUGUGUUUAGUCAUCGCAGUCGCGAUCGCAUAUUAUUUUUCUGUUUCGACGUUUAAGAUAUGGGAAGAAUUAAACGUUCCUUACAUUAAACCAAUUCCGUUGUUUGGUAACAUUUUGAAUCAGGUUUUGUGCAAAGACCACGCGUUGGAAUUUUACAAUAAAAUCUAUUACGAGUUCGUCGGUCACAGAUACGGAGGACUGUUCCAGAUGCGGACGCCUUAUUUAAUGAUCCGCGAUCCAGAACUGAUCAACGACGUGCUAAUAAAAGACUUCUCGUCCUUCGCCGAUCGUGGUGUCUAUUCGGAUUUCAAAGUAAACCCGUUGUCAAACAACUUAUUAUUCAUGAGAAAUCCGCAAUGGAAAAUAAUGCGACACAAACUGACCCCAGCGUUCACGCCGGGAAAACUGAAUUUAAUGUACGAUCAGAUCAGAGAGUGUAGUAGAAUAUUAACGAAAAAUAUCGAUAAAUAUUUAGCGGAAAAUAACAACGAAAUAGAAAUAAGAGACAUGAUAAGUAAGUAUUCGACCGAUAUCAUCGGCACUUGCUUUUUUGGGUUCAAUUUAAACGCCAUAAGCGAUGACGAAUCCCCACUUCGCAAGUACGGGAAAUCGUUAAAUUCACCAUCACUAAAGAUGCUUUUUGGACAGUUGUGUUUGAUGAUCACACCUACGCUUUUUAAACUUGUAAGAUUGAAAGAUUUUCCAACGGAAAUAACUGACUUUUUUCACACAGCGUUAAAAAAUACUAUAUCCUAUAGAGAAGAAAACAAAAUAAUCAGAAAUGAUUUCGUUCAAGUUUUAAUGAAAGCAAGAAACGAUUUAGUUUUGAACGAAAAUUUACCGAAUAAUGAAAAAUUUACUGAAGUACAAAUUAUUGCAAAUGGUUUUGGUAUGUUUAUCGCUGGAUUCGACACAGUUUCAUCAACUGUAUGUUAUUGUUUACAUGAAUUAUCGUUAAAUAAAUCUAUUCAAGAUAAAGUACGUCAAGAGAUUCAACUGAAACUUUCCGAAAAUGACGGACAAAUUAACAACGCGUUUUUGAUGGAUCUUCAUUAUUUGGAUAUGGUAGUAGCGGAAACAUUACGAAUGUAUCCUUCAGUUAUUGCUUUAUUUAGAAAUGCAACAAAAUCAUAUCAAGUGCCCAACGAUUCAUUAAUAAUUAAAAAUGGCCAAAAAAUAGUAAUUCCUGUUUAUGCAUUGCAUUACGAUAGUAAGUAUUAUACGGACCCUGAAAAGUUUAUUCCUGAAAGAUUUUCGCCGGAAGAAAAAGCUAAACGGCCAACCGGUAUUUACCUUCCAUUUGGCGAUGGGCCUCGAAUGUGUAUAGGAAAACGUUUUGCAGAGAUGGAAAUAAAAUUAACAGUUGUUGAAAUGUUAACUAAAUUUGAAAUAUUCCCAAGUGAAAAUACAGAAAUGCCUCUUAAAUAUUCUAAUAAUACUUUUAUAUUGCUCCCAAAAAAAGAUAUUUGGUUAAAAUUAAAAAAAAUUGAUUAACUAAAGCUGAUAUUUAAAUUUUAAAUUUUGAUGAACAGAAUAAAAUUGUAUAAUUUUUUUUUAUUUUGUUUCUGGAUAGUUUUAAACUUCAUUCCAUAAUACUUGUACUGACACUACUAUAACAUACUAAUAUAAAUUAUAAAUAUUUUAAAUAUUCAAAAUAUUUUAGAUUCAGAACGAAACAUCGGUUUUACAAUAUUAUUUGUAAAUGUUAAAUUAGGGAAUAAUUCAUCAGUAAAAUCGAGUGUUUUUCAAUAUACUUCAAACCUUGAGCGUUUUGAUUAUAGAUCAUGUUAUAACUUAUACGCGAUCUUUUAACGAGUUAUGGGUCAACAUCUAACUGUAUUUAGGUAUACUACUUUAUUUAUAUAUAUAAUAAAUAUAUCUAGAUAUAUAAUAUUUUAGGUACCUAUGUAAUAAUUGAUUUUUAUACAUUCAUCUUAUGUAGGAUGUAGGUACUAGGUAGAUAUAUAGAAUGUGAUAAGUGAUAUAAUUAUUAUUAGUAGUACAACUAUUAUCAGUUAUGAUUGAUAUGUAAGUUAUAUUAAUGAAUGAUGUUCAAAUGUACAUGAAAAUCUGGGGAACUGGUUGAUUGUCAGAUGUAAGAAAUAAUUAUUCAUUAAUUUAUAAGUUUGAGCAUGGCGAGAAAAGAUAAAAGAAAAUUUUUAUUAGAAAAAUAUACUUAUAUAAUACUUGAUCUGAUAUCCUUAUUUUGGCACUAUCCAAAAUCAUACAAAUAUAUAAAAAUGUAUAUUUAAUUUAUAUAUUAAUAAAUUGAACUCUAAAUUU
This is a messenger RNA of Rhopalosiphum maidis (corn leaf aphid), 2375 nucleotides long. RefSeq names its product probable cytochrome P450 6a13. Gene Ontology annotation, molecular function: oxidoreductase activity, acting on paired donors, with incorporation or reduction of molecular oxygen; heme binding; monooxygenase activity. The record is from RefSeq and is a predicted model, not a curated record. The coding region runs from base 48 to 1586 and encodes 512 amino acids. The transcript is spliced from 4 exons. NCBI's taxonomy places the organism in Eukaryota, Metazoa, Arthropoda, Insecta, Hemiptera, Aphididae.